This is a messenger RNA of Cyprinus carpio (common carp), 2560 nucleotides long. RefSeq names its product B cell receptor associated protein 31. Gene Ontology annotation, biological process: intracellular protein transport; endoplasmic reticulum to Golgi vesicle-mediated transport. The record is from RefSeq and is a predicted model, not a curated record. Lineage: Eukaryota; Metazoa; Chordata; Actinopteri; Cypriniformes; Cyprinidae. Gene Ontology annotation, cellular component: endoplasmic reticulum; endoplasmic reticulum membrane.
AUAUACAUGUGGAUUUUUUCAGAGCCCAGAGGAACGAAUACAUCGCCGGCUUCGCUCUGCUCCUGUGUUUGCUGUUGAGACGUCUGGCCACACUGCUGUCUCAGCAGGCUACACUGAUGGCCUCUAAUGAAGCCUUUAAAAAGCAGGCGGAGGGAGCAAAUGAUGCUGCGAAAAAGUACAUGGAGGAAAAUGAGAAACUGCAGGAGAAACUGCGGGAAGCGGGCAUUGAAGUGCCUGAAGUGGGUGGGAAGGCCAAGGGUAGCGUGGAGGAGAAUAAGAAAAAUCUGACAGAAGAGGUCAGAAAACUGAAGGAUGAACUCGAUGCAACAAAGAAAGCUCUUCUGAAGUCAGACAGCGAUGUGAAGGCCAUGAAGAAGCAGGCUGAGAACCUCACAGUGGAGUACGACCGUCUGCUGGAGGAACACGGCAGACUGCAGGCCAAGUGCGACUCUCAGCAGGACAAGAAGUCAGACUGAAAGAACAUCAUCAUGCACCUGCUCUCUUUCCUGCAUCCUCAUUGGCUGAUAGCAGCUCAGCUGGCUGCGCAUCACUCCUCUGGCUGUGUAAGAACAGGGUUCCGUUCUUAAUUCAUGCGCUUUCACGUGAUCCAUUAAAGCCUCUGCAGGGUUUUCACACACUGUUAUAUGUUUUCUUUCGGUUUUUGCUGUGAACUUCGUGUUUAAUUUUUAUUUCAAGUGUUUUAGUUAUAAACUAUCAGUUUAGAAUUGAAUAUCAGCUGACAUGAGUAUUACAUUUCUUGAUGUGUCAGUUUGUAUGUCAGGUACAUUGAGCCUCAUCAAUGAAACACAAGGAGAGUGAAUUUAUGUUUACCAAAAAAUUUUACAAAUUUACUAUCCAAGAUGUAGAUGAGUUUGUUUCUUUAAAAAGUCUAAAUUUGUGUUACAAAAUGCUUUUUGCUUCACAAGAUGUUAACUGAUAGGAUUAUUUUCAUGGUUUAUCAGCUGUUUGGACUCAUUCUGACGGCACCCAUUCACUGCAAAGAAUCCUUUGGUAUUUGUUUAAAUAGCCAUAUUGAAUUGAAUGCCACAAUUUACAUAAGCCUGAUUUUUACAGACAGUUUACAUAAAUUCAUUCAGCUUGGGAUUCAAAAAUGAGUCACAUUGGUUAUAUGGAAGGACCAAGAAAAAAUGUACAGGAUAUUCUAGACGAGAUGUUUUUGAUAUGGUAAUUGUUGGGUUUCAAUUUUUUUUAUUUGUUUUAAUUAACUACUACAAUUUUCUUGCCUUAUGGGACAAACCUUGAGUCUUUCAUUAUGAAUAUGGAGAUUUGGUUGCAGUACAGAUGCAUGUCUUUGUUAAUUUUAGAUGUUUGAUUUACAGGGUACACAACACUUUACACCUAAUAAGCACUUCAGAAAAUCCCUCCAGUUUACGAUCGACGAGCCUUAUUUGUCAUUUUGACUGUCGCACGUCAUGCUACAGGAAGAUAUUUUUGUGUUUCAUUUUGUCUUGGGUGUGGGAUAGCUCAUAUUUUGGGAGCUAUUGUAGAGCAGAGUGAAUAAACUGCUUCUUUCCAGUCCUGUCUGGUUUGAGGCCACUGAGUUGGUAUAAUCUGAUAUGAGCCCGGCAGGGCUGUUACAGUGGGUGAGAACGCUGCUUUGGCAGGAACAGUUAAGCAUCCACAGAUGAUAUUGUGUUUCAAAACAGCGCACUGUAUCUCUCGUCCUCUAGGUAUUGAAAUGAUAUUAAUGUCACAUUUGAGGGCCAGGUGUUCGUUUUGCAUUUAACACGCAGAUAAUGUUUAUUAUCGCUGAAGGUCACCGGGUUGAACUCUGUUCACUUGCUGUUUUACAGUUUAAGUGCCCCGGGUUUCUUUGAUUCUUUUCUGGCAUGUGUAAAUAAUAUCUUUGCAAUCUUAGAGCAGUGCGACCUGAAAAAGAAUGACAUCAUAGUCGUGUUAAAAUAGGGAUCUGUGGGAACAACGUUAGUGCUGUUUUGGGCUCCCUGGGGAAAGGGCAUCGGGAUCGCUGGCGAAGUGUCGGAUAAUUCAUAGUCAAGAGCUCCUGGACGGUUACCUGAGAAUGUGAGGAAUGACAUCUGCUACUGUGACUCUAGUUUACUAUUUCAUGCGCUCAACGAUUGGUUAGAUUAGUGAAAUGUUAACCAGAGCACCAGUUCAUAAAAUGUCAGUGUAUACCUGAACAUUAAAAUGGCAGGAGUUCAUUUUAAUAGUUUAGAGGUCAUGUCAUAUGUAAUUUUCAAACCCGUAAAUAAACAAGUGAACUGUAUAGUACUGUUAAAGGGGCUCUUUCUUAAUAUGCAUUUCCAAAUGUAGCUUCUUCUUUCUUAUAUCAGGUUUUUACUUUGAGUUCUUGCAAAAAAAAAAAAAAAAACACGAUGAACGUGAUUGUGUAGUUGUGUGUAAUGCACGGUUCUGAUUGUGCUGUUAUCUGCCUCGAAUGUCUUCAGGAAAGUUUUGUCUGCAAUAAUGUCAAUCUGCAUUAUUUCACUACGAAAUUUUGAGUAUUGUGUGUUCUGGUGAUGUGCUUUAGUUGGGAUGUUAAAAAACCAAACCAAUAAAUUCUACUUCAUUUAUCUUG